This is a messenger RNA of Vittaforma corneae ATCC 50505, 1335 nucleotides long. RefSeq lists its product as uncharacterized. The coding region runs from base 1 to 1335 and encodes 444 amino acids. The record is from RefSeq and is a predicted model, not a curated record. The transcript has a single exon. Lineage: Eukaryota; Fungi; Microsporidia; Nosematidae.
AUGUCUAGAUUUUUCCAAAGCCUAGAUGAGGAAAAGCAGGAAGUGAAAAAGAAAACAACUGCGAUAAUCGAGAAAGUACACGAGAAGCUUUCAAAGCGGGAACAGAAGCUGAUGGAGUUAUCUUCGAAAGUUGACGAGGUAAAGAAUGCAGAAAAGAAUUUUGAGAAGCUGUUCAGAAAGCUUAUGAAUGAGAUAAAGAAAUAUGUCUCCUACUUUGAAGAUAACGAAGUUCCGCGGUUUUUACGCGAUUUUUUCAACGAGGAACGCAUCAAAUCCUCAAAGUCAAUGAGCUCUGCUGCUUCCGAGUUUCUUUCCCAGUUUGCUGCUCAAAGUGGGAUUAAAACUGCACAGAACGAGAUUAGAACUUUAGAUGAGAAGAAAAUAGUUGGUAAGAAAAAGGAAAAGGACCUUGAUUCUAUUCUAAAGAUAGAAGACGAUGCUGAAAAGGAAAAGGAGCUGUGCUCAUAUUUAGACCAGUGCACAGAUCCAGCUUCUACAAAUGAGGCCAGUGUUGCGUUAUUUUCAAUAUACUCCAGAAUGAAGGAUGUUGGAAGGAUGAUUGAUGUAUUAAAGAGCAUGGACCUAUCCGCUUACGAUGCAUAUGCAAAGAAUGUCUGUGACAAAAUUGACGUCUAUCUUGGAAAGAUAGUUGCCCUUAUGAGUGAUGUUAGCGACACUGAGAUACUUGCAAGGUACGCAUCCCUUCUAAGUUCGUUAGAAGAAAAUAACGAUCAAAUUGACAGACAUGUCAUUCAGGGAAGGGCCCUUGAAUUUAAAUUUCUAAAGCAAAAUGAAUGUCCCGAAAACGAUCAUCCUGUUUUCAGACUUCUUUACUUGACUAGAAACAAGCUUUGGAAUGAGGCGCUAUUGCACUACAAUUCUAAUUCUCACGUCUUUGAAGCUUUGAACAUGGAUGGAUCACCAAAAAGCCUUUCAAUAGUUUUGACACUUUCCGAAUUUUCAAGAUUAGCAGUUGAAAACAGUGAGUAUGAGCUUGCCUUCAAUAUCUAUUUAAAGUGCAAUGAAACGGGUCUUUUGAACCUCCGAUUGGAAAUAUAUGCAUUGUGUGUUAUUUUGAACGAAAAGCUCAUUGGAGAUCCUUGUUUUGAGGAGUUUAUUGAAUUUUUCAAAAAAUUUGAUGCAAACUACCUGUGUCUGCCAUCCCAGGAUCCUUUCAUUGAAAUAUGUAGAGCAUUUUACUAUUUAAACAUUCUAGAUUUUGUAGAGGCUGCUUCAAUAAUUGAGAGCUCAACAGGAUUUCAGGUCCUUUCUAGGCUUGAAGAGUCGGCGAUGUCAUUGUACAACAGGAAAUAUGCCUACCAGCACCAAUCUUAG